This is a messenger RNA of Symbiodinium sp. CCMP2592, 339 nucleotides long. Lineage: Eukaryota; Dinophyceae; Suessiales; Symbiodiniaceae. The record is from the annotation of a GenBank genome assembly.
AUGAGCUGGGAUAACAGCGAAGUCGAGCUUAGCUGCGUGGAGCAGCUCGUGGAGAUCAGCCAAGCGCGGGCGAUCGGCGACGCACUGCAACUUCUCGGCGAUGGCCACCUUGUGAAGGGGGGACGGCCGCUCACGAGUGUCUUGAGCGACCUCGAACAACAAAUCCAUGCAGAGGGAAAGCCUGUCGGAGAACAAGGCCUAGAUUCAUUGAGCCGCUUUCGGGAGCCGUGCCCCUUUUAUGUCAUGCCUCGUCGAUUUGAGCUCGCUGCCGCGGUCAACCGCCUCCGCACUGUGCAGAUGGUCGCCGACAGCAGCAAUGGUGACAACACCGCCUGGUGA